Messenger RNA from Ooceraea biroi (clonal raider ant), 1841 nucleotides. RefSeq names its product green-sensitive opsin. Gene Ontology annotation, biological process: G protein-coupled receptor signaling pathway. The record is from RefSeq and is a predicted model, not a curated record. Gene Ontology annotation, molecular function: G protein-coupled receptor activity. NCBI's taxonomy places the organism in Eukaryota, Metazoa, Arthropoda, Insecta, Hymenoptera, Formicidae. Gene Ontology annotation, cellular component: membrane.
AGCAUAACUUUGAAACUCCGCCACUAGUUUUGAUUGAUGCGGCCGAGACGGAUUUAUCGUUGCUCGUUUCUCUGUUCGUCGUCGGACGAUCUCGCGUCAUCGCCAGUUUCCGGCAGAUCUUCGUCUGGUGGCAUAUCGAAGACUUCCUGAUCCAUCACAGGAAGCAUGUCUUUGAAUUUGAGCGGCGAUCUGCCACUGGACGACGCGUUGAUCGUCGAGGAGCAAGUGUCGACCGGCAUUUACAUUUUCUCCGCGAUCACGCUCGGUUUAAUCGGUUUCUUCGGUUUUGUCCUGAAUCUGCUGGUCAUCCUGUCGGUCGUCAAGGACUCCAAGGCGCUAUGGACGCCCAACAACGUGAUCCUCAUCAAUAUGGUCGUUGGGGAUCUUCUAGUAGCUGCGCUAGGAAACCCUAUCGCGAUGACGUCGGCCAUUGCGGGUACAUGGUACUGGAGCCACAAUAUGUGUCUGUGUUACGCUUGGUUCAUGACUACCAUGGGGUUUGCCAGUAUCGGAAACUUGACAGUGAUGGCAAUAGAGAGAUUUCUACUAGUGGCAUGCCCGAUAAAGGCUGUAUCGUUAAAGCAUAGUUACGUGCUGGCACUCCUGGUUUGGAUGUACGCGCUCUCUCUCUCGUUACCGCCACUCUUCAGCUGGGGAAAAUAUGGCCUGGAAGCGGGUAACAUAUCGUGUAGCGUCUCCUGGGAGUUGCAUGAUCCCGAGACGCACAGUGGCACUUACAUCGCCUUUAUAUUUGUCCUCGGGUUCUUCCUCCCCGUUAUACUAAUCAGCAGCAGUUACUGCGGCAUAGUAAGGAUUUUGAGGAACAUGAACAAGAGGAUCAGUCUGAGCAACAGACGGGAAACGAAAGUUAUAAGGAUGGUGUAUCUGAUGAUCCUCGCUUUCCUGAUUGCUUGGUCGCCCUACGCCGUGCUUGCGCUCGCGACUCAGUACUUUUACGCACGGACAUCGUAUAUUGUGGCGGUGCUGCCCUGUCUCCUCGCCAAAUCCUCUAUCUGUUACAACCCCAUAAUAUACGCGUGCCUGAACGUCCAAUUCUCCCGCGCGUGGAAGAAGAUGUUCUUUAUUAAUAAGAGCACAACUAGGAACAGCCAGCACACGGGUAUGACCACAUUGAACAAGAAAAAAAUGAGAAAUCUCAAUCGACGGCAGCAGCAACAGGCGUGUCAAGCAAAAAUAUAAGGGAAUCAAAUUGCGUUAUGCAUUUUGAUCCACCGUAUGAAGCACAAUGAGGAUGACAGAAAGGGAGAAGAUGCGCCCCGGGAAGGCGGCCAUUGGUUCACAUAAUAACGUGAGAAAUCGUUUAUCAUUUACUUUUAAUUAUCAAAGAUAACAGCUGCCAGUACAGUCGCUGCCAUACUCAGGUUUGAUACUUUUUAUCCUUUUCUCUUUUCUCAUUAUCGAUCCACUGUCCACUUGCGGCGUGAUUUCCGGCGGACACUCGUAAGGAUUGCGACAAGAGAAAAUCUGUCGCGAGAGACAAUGUUCAAUACGCGUGAGACGCGAGAAACGUAUUCGCUCAAAGAACUCGAAAAUUCUAACGUAAAAUCCCAGCACGGGUAUUGGAACAUGCGUGGGAACUUACACAUGCAAAUCAAGUCCGGUUCACCGUCAGAAUUCAUUACAGAGAAUCCAUGUAAAAUAAAUAAAGGUCAGCCAGAGUGAUUAAAUAAAAUAAAUUAAAUUAAAUUAAUUUUAUUUAUCUUCAUCGAUUGUUCAAUUCGAACGUCCCUCGUUUCGCGUGUUUCACUGUUAAUCAAAUUUUCUGUUAAUCAAAUUUUUCUGAUUGUAACGUAAUAAAUGACGAUAUGUAUCGAUCUUCA